Cladocopium goreaui is the source of this 656-nucleotide messenger RNA. NCBI's taxonomy places the organism in Eukaryota, Dinophyceae, Suessiales, Symbiodiniaceae. The record is from the annotation of a GenBank genome assembly.
GUGGUACUGGGACAGCUGACACUCUUCGCAGAUGGCUGGCACCUGUCCUUGCUUUCCCUGUUCUUCCGGCAAGACUAUGGGCCCUGGCUGACCCAGGUCUUAUGCUUGAUACCCUUGGCUUACAUGACAUACACUGCUUACUUCAGUAUUUUUCGCUUGAAGAUCUCUGGAUGGUACGGUCUGUAUGGAAACCACAGCACCGAUACCGGCAGCCUGCUCUGGUGUGCUUCGAUACUGGCGCGAUUGGCCGCACCAUUGUGCUACCACUUCUUGCUGCUGAUUCGAGUCAGGGGAACCACUUUUCAGGCCUUCAUGGGGCAGAUGAAUAUCGUCCCUGUGUUGGGUGAGUCCUUUAACCAGGUGUUUCCCUGUCUCAUCGCGCUGCUGUGCUGCUGCAACAUCUUCAACGUAUACUCGCGCUUCCUACAGUUCUUCACCCUGGGUGUCAUGGAAUUCGAGCUGGGUGAGGCUUCUGCUGGAGAUGAUCCGCUGACAGACGGAAAGCAGCUGGUGGACCGAGAACGACGGCGCCGGGCGGAGGAAUGCGACUUGGAACUUCAGGGUAGAGCAGCUCCCUUCUUUGCCUCUGCAGCACCUGCAGGAUGAGUUCGCCGUGUUUGUUUCACCCAAAACUGGGUCAAGAUCUGUUUCUUGCG